GCGGCCGUGACAGGAGCCGUGCAGGGCGGCGGGUCCAGGGCCCCUCAGCGCAGCGGGGGCGCCGCCAUGCCGCUGGGCCGGUGAGGGGGGCAGCGGGCGGCGAUGUUCGUGCAGGAGGAGAAGAUCUUCGCCGGCAAAGUGCUGCGGCUCCACGUCUGCAGCGCGGAGGGCGCGGAGUGGCUGGAAGAGGUCUCGGAGGACACCACGGUGGAGAAGCUCAAGGAGCGCUGCCUCAAGCACUGUGUACCUGGUAGCUUGGAGGAUCCAAAAAGCAUAACGCAUCAUAAACUGAUACAUGCUACUUCAGAGAAGGUGCUGACUGAUAGAAAAACAGUCUUGGAGGAAAACAUUCAAGAUAAAGAUGUUUUGCUAUUAAUAAAGAAGCGUGCGCCCCCUCCACUUCCCAAAAUGGCAGAUGUAUCAGCAGAGGAGAAAAAGAAACAGGAACAGAAAGCUCCCGAUAAGGAUGCUAUUCUCAAAGCAACAGCAAAUCUGCCUUCUCGCAGCGUGGAUCGCACAGUGGCCCACCACAACAUGAGGGAUUUCCAGACAGAGCUCCGGAAGAUCUUGGUUUCACUGAUAGAAGUUGCACAAAAAUUGCUAGCACUAAACCCAGAUGCAGUUGAGCUAUUUAAGAAGGCAAAUGCUAUGUUGGAUGAGGAUGAGGAAGACCGAGUGGAUGAAAUAGCCCUGCGACAGCUCACAGAAAUGGGGUUUCCCGAGACUCGAGCUGUCAAAGCCCUUCGUCUAAAUCAUAUGUCAGUAACACAGGCCAUGGAGUGGCUGAUUGAACACGCAGAGGACCCCAUGGUUGAUGCGCCACUUCCUGGUCAGACCUCCCCAGAAGCUGCAGCUGAAGCAGGCGCUUCCUCUGCCGAAGCAAGUGCUGGGCCUGGUUCAGAAACUGGUGGUGAAGAGGCCAAGGAUGAGCUGACAGAAAUAUUCAAGAAGAUCCGCAGGAAAAGAGAAUUUCGUCCUGACCCACGAGCCGUCAUUGCCCUGAUGGAGAUGGGAUUUGAUGAAAAAGAGGUGAUAGACGCACUCAGAGUAAACAACAACCAGCAAAAUGCAGCUUGUGAAUGGCUGCUGGGAGACAGAAAGCCCUCUCCAGAGGAUUUAGAUAAAGGAAUUGACACCAACAGCCCUCUCUUCCAAGCCAUCCUAGAAAACCCAGUGGUACAGUUAGGACUAACAAACCCUAAAACGCUAUUAGCCUUUGAAGACAUGCUUGAAAACCCCUUAAACAGCACUCAGUGGAUGAAUGAUCCAGAAACUGGGCCUGUCAUGCUACAGAUCUCUCGAAUCUUCCAGACGCUGAACCGCACGUAGAGGGGGAAUGCUGAUCUACUGUGCCACUUCUACUGUCCCUCACUUUGUGUGUCCUGGACAAGAGGGAACAUAAAUUGUUUGGGGGGUGAGGGGGUGGAGAGUGGGGGGAGAAGGAAGCGGGGUAGCUUAUCUGGAUAGACAUCUCUCCAGUGAGCACAUGUGUAGUUAUGGCCAAGCUUAAGUUAAUUGCCUUGUGGGCUUAGUGUUAGCAGAAAAGGUUUGAAGACUUGUUUGAGAAUUUUUUGUUUUUUCUUUUUGGGGGCUUUUUU
Molecule: messenger RNA, 1598 nt
Organism: Gavialis gangeticus (Gharial)
Lineage: Eukaryota; Metazoa; Chordata; Crocodylia; Gavialidae
Gene: UBAC1
Product: UBA domain containing 1
Exons: 10
Coding region: 103-1329 (408 amino acids)
Molecular function (GO): protein binding
Source: RefSeq, a predicted model, not a curated record